Aureococcus anophagefferens is the source of this 2061-nucleotide messenger RNA. RefSeq lists its product as hypothetical. The coding region runs from base 1 to 2061 and encodes 686 amino acids. The record is from RefSeq and is a predicted model, not a curated record. The transcript has 4 exons. Lineage: Eukaryota; Pelagophyceae; Pelagomonadales; Pelagomonadaceae. Gene Ontology annotation, molecular function: glycosyltransferase activity.
AUGGCGUGUCCCCGCGCCGACGCCGAUGCGGCGGCGGGCGUCGACGUCCCCCCGGGCUUUAAGCCACGCAUCUUCGACGUGCUCACGGGCGCACCCGGCCUCGAGCCCCUCUUCGAGGUGCCCGACAUGCCGCUCUACAUGGCGGCGGCCGCGCCGGGUACGGCCGCGCGCGACGACUCCAAGGCGGCGCUGCGGUUCUGGUGGUCGCCGGCCACGGGCAGCGUCCAGGUGCACCCGCUCGCGCCCCUCGAGGAGGUCUACGCGCGGCAGCACACGGCCUCCAUCGGGAGCCUGUGGCCGAAGCACCACGCGGCCUUCGCGGACUUCAUCACGCGUCGGCGGCCGCGCCACGUGCUCGAGGUCGGCGGCGGGCCCGGCGACCUCGCGAAGCAGCUCGCGGGGCGCGCCGUCGAGCGGUGGACGCUCGUGGACCCGCGCGCGACGUGCCCCGAGCUCGAGGGGCUGGACAUCGUCCGGGCCUUCUUCGACGACGUCGACGAGGGCGCCCUCGAGCCCGUGGACGCCGUCGUGCACUCGCACCUCUUCGAGCACCUCUACGACCCGCGCGCGUUCCUCGGGCGCGUCGCGCGGCUCCUCAAGCCCGGCGGCCGCAUGCUCUUUAGCGCGCGUGGCCGCGCCCCGGACGCGCGGCGCGCGCCGAGCGGCCGCGCGCAUCAGGUGCCCAACAUGACGGGCGCACUCAAGACGUCCACGCAGCCCUCGCUGCACUGGGAGCACACCUGGCUGGUCCACGAGGCCUACGUGCGCUGGCUCCUCGCGGACUUUGGGUUCGAGGUGCGCGACACGCUCGCGUUCGGCGGCGCGCACUCGGUCUUCUACGACGCCGAGUACGUGGGUCCCCUCCCCAGGGGCGCGGGCCCGCCGCCGUGCCUCGGCACGCAGCUCGCGGACCUGGUGCUCGCGUGGAAGGCCGGCCUCGACGCGGACGCGGCCCGCUUCCAAAGGGCCGCGAAGGCCCACGGCGGCGACGCAUUCGUCUUCGCCGCGCACGUGGGCUCGCAGUACCUCCUCCGGACGGGGCUCGACGAGGGCCUCCUGCGGGGCGUGCUGGACAACAACCCUGCGCGCGCAGGCCGGCGGCUCGCGGGCUUCCGCCUGAGCACGGCGCGGCCGGCCGACGUCCUGACGAACGCGACGCGGCCACUGGUACUCCUGCGCCAGGGCGUCUACGAUGACGAGAUCGAGGCCGACCUGAGGCGGGCGCGCGACGACGUCGAGGUCCUCCGCGGCGAACCGCCGGCGCCCGUCGCCGGUUCGAGGGUCGUGCGCGCCGCGGGGGACGACCGCGGGCGCUACGCGGCCCUGGGCGCCCUCGCGCGCGCCUGCGGGUCGUUGGACGCCUUGGCGACGACACCAGGAGACGCCAUCGGCCUGUCGCGAAACGGUGCCACGGUCAUCAAGCGCGUUUCGGUGCUGGCGGUGAGACCUGGGGUCUACGCCGCGCCGUUCGAGCAGAGCUUCGGGGUGACGCGGGACGGCUUUCCCGUGGACGAGGAGCACGCGCCCAAGUUCGGGGUGUUCGACAAAAGCUGGGCCUGGGUCGGCGGCGCUGGGCGCGGGCCCGUCGGCUUCCUGCUGCACGAGGCCGCGGGGCACCGCACGUUGCUGAACGAGGAUGCGCUGACGGCAGUGUUUGAGCGGCGCGGCUUCGAGGUCGUUGACGUCGCGCCUCUCAGCCUCGCGGCCCGCGUCGAGCUCUUUCGCGGCGCGGCCGCGGUCGCCACGCCCAUUGGCGCGGCGGCCUUCAACGCGCUCUUCCUUGCGCCGGGUACGCGCUUCUACCUCGUGGACGACCACCGACUGCCCGUUCGGCACUACUCGCCCUGGUGGCGGGCGUUCCUCCCCGGUUGGAGCGUGGACGUCCGCGUCCUCGCGUGCGCCGGCUCGCGCGCGUGGCCGGCCGGAGCGCCGCACGCCCGCUCGGGCUGGCCCACGCGCGUCGGCGUGGAGUACCCGCCCAUCCACCUGCCCUGGAUGCUUCCGCCGGACGUCGAGGCCUGCAUCGGCGGCCUAUUCGCCCCGGAGGACCCUGUGAGCUAA